Molecule: messenger RNA, 453 nt
Organism: Saccharomycodes ludwigii
Lineage: Eukaryota; Fungi; Ascomycota; Saccharomycetes; Saccharomycodales; Saccharomycodaceae
Gene: MBF1
Product: multiprotein-bridging factor 1
Exons: 1
Coding region: 1-453 (150 amino acids)
Cellular component (GO): nucleus
Molecular function (GO): DNA binding
Source: RefSeq, a predicted model, not a curated record
AUGUCCGACUGGGAAAACGUUACUGUUAUUGGUAAAAAAGCUAGAGCUGGUGGUAGUGGUCCACGUCAAACAGUUGCUAAAACACAAUCACAGAUCAAUGCUGCCAGAAGAUCUGGUAUGGUUUUAAGUGUCGAUAAAAAGUAUGCAGUUGGUAAUAAACGUGGUGAUUCUGAAGGUCAGAGGUUAACUAAAGUGGAUAGAGAUGAUGAUAUCAUUGUUCCAAAAAAGUUGGAUGCUAAUGUGGGCAAAGUUAUCGCUAGAUCUAGAACUGACAAAAAACUAAGUCAAAAAGAUUUAGCUACCAAGAUUAAUGAAAAACCAACUGUCAUUAAUGACUAUGAAGCUGGUAGAGCUAUUCCAAACCAACAGGUCUUGGGCAAAUUAGAAAGAGUCUUGGGUGUUAAAUUAAGAGGUAAAAAUAUAGGCGAGCCUUUAGGUGGCCCAAAGAAAUAA